UAUUCCACACUCGACCUAGAAGUUAAACCAACUUAGCUUGGCAUCGAUCAAAUUCAAUCGUCCAUUGAAUUUGAUACGAUCGGUCGCGUCUUCUCCUUUCCGAUCCUCACAGUACCGUCCGCAAGGAUUAUCCACGCACACGCACGCACCGCAAAGGAUUACCUACGCACCCCCGGGAUUAUUGCAACUGCCGUUUGUAGCAGUCCGAAAAGUGUACACCAUGAGAAGUGCACUGUUCGUUUUGGCGCUUUGCGCUGUGGCGGUGGCCUCCGCCUCGGCCGAUUCCCAUGAGCGCAAGACUCGUGCCGCCGAGGGAUACUUCUACCCCACCCCGCAGGUGCCGUUCGAUCUGCCCGUGCGCACCACCCAGCCACCCACGAGGCCGCCAACGCGCCCACCCACCAGGCCUCCGACUAGGCCACCCACUCGCCCGCCCACUCGGCCACCGGCAACCUACUUGCCGCCCACCAACAAGCCACUGCCCCCGGUGACCGUGCGCACCACCAUCCGCACCACUCCUCGUCCAACUCUGCCGCCGACGAGGCCACCAACCAGGCCACCCACCACCUACCUGCCGCCCGUGACGGUGCGCACCACCCGUCCUCCUCCACCACCGACUCGUCCACCAACCUACCCACCCACCACCCGUCGCCUGACGACCCCGGCUCCCACUUACCUGCCACCCACCAACAAGCCACUGCCCCCAGUGACCGUGCGCACCACCAUCAGGACUACUCCUCGUCCCACUCUGCCACCCACCAGGCCACCAACUCGUCCACCAACCACUUACUUGCCGCCCGUGACUGUGCGCACCACCCGUGCCACCCCACCACCAACUCGUCCACCGACUCGUCCUCCACCAACCUACCUGCCGCCCACCAACAAGCCACUGCCACCAGUGACCACCCGUCGUCCAACGCCACCACCGACUAGGCCACCAACCAGGCCUCCACCACCACCAACCCGUGCGUCCACUCCGGCUCCAACUUACUUGCCGCCUACCAACAAGCCUCUGCCUCCAGUGACCGUGCGCACCACCAUCCGCACCACUCCUCGUCCAACUCUGCCGCCGACGAGGCCACCAACCAGGCCACCAACCACCUACCUGCCGCCCGUGACUGUGCGCACCACCCGUCCUCCACCACCACCCACUCGUCCACCAACCCUGCCACCCACCACCCGUCGUCUGACGACCCCAGCUCCCACCUACCUGCCACCCACCAACAAGCCUCUGCCACCAGUGACCGUGCGCACCACCCGUGCAGCUCUGCCACCCACCAGGCCACCAACCCGCCCACCAACCACCUAUCUGCCUCCCGUGACUGUGCGCACCACUCGUGCCACCCCACCACCAACUCGUCCCCCAACUUACCCACCCACCACUCGUCGUCUGACGACUCCAGCUCCCACUUAUCUGCCACCCACCAACAAGCCACUGCCCCCAGUGACUGUUCGCACCACCCGUGCCACUCUGCCACCCACCAGGCCACCAACUCGUCCACCAACCACCUACUUGCCCCCUGUGGUUCGCACCACCCGUCCUCCCCCACCACCAACUCGUCCACCGACUCGUCCUCCACCAACCUACCUGCCGCCCACCAACAAGCCACUGCCACCAGUGACCGUGCGCACCACCCGCCCUCCUCCACCACCCACUCGCCCACCCACCCGUGCCUCCACUCCUGCUCCUACUUACCUGCCACCCACCAACAAGCCACUGCCCCCAGUGACCGUGCGCACCACCCGUCCUCCUCCACCACCCACUCGUCCCCCAACUAGGCCCCCAACCAGGCCACCAACCACCUACCUGCCUCCCGUGACGGUGCGCACCACCCGUGCCACCCCACCACCAACUCGUCCCCCGACCUACCCACCCACCACUCGUCGUCUGACGACUCCUGCUCCCACUUACCUGCCACCCACCAACAAGCCACUGCCCCCAGUGACCGUGCGCACCACCAUCAGGACUACUCCUCGUCCUACUCUGCCUCCCACGAGGCCACCAACUAGGCCACCAACCACCUACUUGCCCCCCGUGACUGUGCGCACCACUCGCCCACCACCACCACCAACUCGUCCCCCAACCUACCCACCCACCACUCGUCGUCUGACGACUCCUGCUCCCACUUACCUGCCACCCACCAACAAGCCACUGCCCCCAGUGACUGUUCGCACCACCCGUGCUACUGUGCCACCCACUCGUCCCCCAACCCGUCCCCCAACUCGCCCACCAACCCCACCACCCACUUAUCUGCCACCCGUGACGGUGCGCACCACCCGCCCUCCUCCACCACCCACUCGCCCACCAACCCGUCCCCCAACUCGCCCCCCAACCCCACCACCAACCUACCUGCCACCCGUCACCGUCCGCACCACCCGCCCACCUCCACCACCCACCCGCAGGACCACCGUGUACGUGCCACCACCGACCGUGCGCACCACCGUGUACGUGCCACCCCCGCCAACCAAGCACCAGGGCUACCAGUACCCCGUGCCCAGCAUCCCCUUCAACUUCUAGAUGCGAGAUUCGAGGUCUAGGGAUGAUUAGGGAUAGGGCCUUCGUCUAGGGCUAGAUUGAUCUAGUCAAUACUCGUACAGUCUAACGUUACACGAUUACGCCGCCAGCGGUGCUAGAGGGCGCCACUGGGGCGCCUGCAAGGACGACACUUGUUUGUUUUUAUUUUAUUUUUGUAAUUAAUGAAUCGCAUACUCAUACAGCUAGGGAUCAUUGUAAAUGAGUGCCCCAAUUGUACAGCUAACAGUCUAUCCAACUCUUGCUAUGUUCUACCACUAUGCCACGAUCGAUGGGCGGCCGUCGUCUGUGACGGACGCCAGCUCAAGACUAUAUAGCUCUAUAUUACGAUUAAAUAAACCUUUUAUUCGGAUCGCUGAAACCUGAAACAAUAAAAUAAGUUUUUCGAAUAUUUACAA
Messenger RNA from Drosophila takahashii, 2931 nucleotides. RefSeq lists its product as uncharacterized. NCBI's taxonomy places the organism in Eukaryota, Metazoa, Arthropoda, Insecta, Diptera, Drosophilidae. The record is from RefSeq and is a predicted model, not a curated record.